AUGGUCAAAUAUCUCCAGGUACAAUGGUCACUCUUGUUCUUCAUCAUGCUCGAUUUGGUGCUCCUGUCUGUUCCAGAUGCUCGAGAGUGGUGGCCACCAUAUGGAAUUAUUAAGAUCAAAUGUCCUUAUAAGAAAGUAUAUUUGAGUUGGUUCAAUAAAACGGUGGACCCCUGCCCUAAUGUAAAACAGCCCAUCUGUGGCACCAAUUUUGUGACCUACGCGAAUCCCUGCAUUUUGUGUCUUGAGAGCUUGAAAUCUCGUGGAAGAAUUCGGUUUUACCACGAUGGAAGGUGCUAG
Messenger RNA from Acomys russatus (golden spiny mouse), 297 nucleotides. RefSeq names its product serine peptidase inhibitor Kazal type 14 (putative) (gene Spink14). The record is from RefSeq and is a predicted model, not a curated record. Bases 1 to 297 code for a protein of 98 amino acids. Lineage: Eukaryota; Metazoa; Chordata; Mammalia; Rodentia; Muridae. Gene Ontology annotation, molecular function: protein binding. The transcript is spliced from 4 exons.